CUGGCCUCACAAAACCCCGUCUCUCUCUAUAUCUCUCUGUCUCCAACUUCUGUUGAUCAACAACCACCUUCAUCCGCCGCCUGCUCCGGCCGCCACUUUCAUCAGGCUAAUUUAAUGAUCCGGGGGCAGGAGUAAGGCAUAUACCUGUUACAAAAACUGAGGUAUAUGUGACAUUGACUCUGACAUUUUGACAUAGCUCAGUGAUGGAUUUCAAAUUUAAAGGUAUAGGCUGGGUGGGGGGCAUUUACCAGAAGUUUGAAACACUGUGCAAUGAGGUGGAUAAUAUUGUCAGCCAGGACACUGUCAAAUAUGUUGAAAACCAGGCACAAAGUGUGGGUAAAAACAUGAAGAGAUUUUAUUCUGAUGUCAUACAUGAUAUAUUGCCUCCUUUAAAACAUGAGGGUCAAGGAGUGGCUUUAAAAAAAAGUGCCACAAUUGAUGUCUAUGUUAAAUCAAAGGCUGCUAUUGAGGAAGAUCACAUAGACACUAUUGGUAAGCUAGCACAUGUUGAGCCUGUUGCAGUUGAUCCUAUUGAAAAACAGCUUGAUCAUGCUUCGAAUGACCUUUGCCUUUCAGACCAACUUAGUACUCCAAUUUCUGUUGAUGCCCAUGAGGGGGCAGAGUCUCACAUAAUAUCAGGACAAGUUAGUGAUGAUUUGAAAAAUACAGUGAAUAUUGAAGAAAAUUUCAUAAUGGAGAAAAAAUCGGCAUCUGAGGUACUAGAAUUGAUUUCUCCUAGCAAGGAAGAACCCCUUGGAGCUUCAUUGGGGAAUGAGGUCAUCGAUUGUAGUGAUAAAAAUUCAUGUGGGGUUGUGGGUGAAGUUUCUCUUACCUUGUCAGUUCAUGAUUUGGAGUUUCAAUCCUCUCAAAGGGAGGGAACUGUUAACAAUAAUGUUGCAGUUGAUGUGGUCAACAAACAGCUUGAUUGUGCUUUCAGUGAGCUAUGUCUUGUAGACCAACUAGGUAACCCUAAUUCUGCAGAGUCCCUUUUGAGGACAGAAUACGUUACUUCAGAACGAGUUGCUGAAGUUCUGAAAGAUACAAACCCUGAAGUGAACAGAGAAGAAAAUGACACUCUGGAAAAGCCUUCAGUAUCUGAGGUGUCAGAGUUGAUCUCUCCUGCUGAGAAAGAAUCCUGUGGAGCUUCAUUAUUGAGCAAGUUAACUGAUUGUAAUGAUAAAGAACCUUGUUGGGUUGAAGCUGAGGUUUCUCCUUCAACUUCAGUUCAUGAUGUGACAAAGCCUUCUGCAUCUGAUGUUUUGGAGUUGAUCUCUCCUGUUGAGGAAGAAUCUUUUGGAGCUUCAAUGGGGCAUGAGUUUGUUAAUUGUAAUGGUAAAAAUUCAUGUGUGGUUCUCGCUGAGGUUUCUCCUGCAACUUUAGUUUGUGGUGGCCAAGAUGCAAGAAUAGUUAAGAAUGACUUUGCAGAUGACUCUGAGUUUGUCUCAGAUGCUUCAGGUGGUAUUACUUCUUCCAAAGUCACAUGGUCUGAGAAAAAUAUGGCAGAGGUUGGAGUUGAUUCUUCUUGUGGUUCAGUAUUGAAGGAAUUGCAUGAGAAUUCGCCUGUAAACUUUCUUGCGGAAGCAUUAGUUAAUCAUGAUCCUGUUGAUGUGGCUGGGUUGGUUUCUCACAAUGUGCCUUCAUCUUCCAUGUUGACCCCACUUCUAUCCAAUGAGAAAAAGUUGAUGGGGGCAGUAUCAAUUUCGUCUAGUAAUGACCUGUCCAUGGAAUCACUUGAAAAUGAUGGGUCCAGAACUGUUAAUGGUAUAAAGUAUCUGACUGGAAUAUCAGGAAACAAAAAUGUUUAUUUUGGUGGUGAAUCUACUCAACUUCAGGCAUUAGAUUCUUCUGAUAUUGGACCUAUAAAUGAUUCCACUGAUGAUGUCAUAAUUUCUUCCAUGGAGACCAUUGAAUUGUCCGACGAGGUGAAGCUUGAGGAUAGCUGUGUCAUUAUUGAUAGUACUGCUCUUUAUGCUGUCUCUCGUAUAAUGAGAAAACACAGAUCAUACAAGAAAAGGAUUCAGGACGCAUUAACCUCAAAAACAAGGCUGGCAAAGGAGUAUGAGCAACUAGCAAUUUGGUUUGGAGAUGCGGACAUGGGAUCAAACCAAGAUUUUUUACAAACUCAACGACCAUCUUCCUCCACCACACCCUCGGAGUGCAAAAGUCUGCAAACAGAACUUGUAUGUGAUUCCGAGUGGGAACUCCUCUAAGUAAAUAAAGAAAUUAGGUUGGCUGGCUUCAACCGGAUUCAUUCUCGAGCCUUUUGCUUGUGCCAUAGGAAUGAAUUAUACUGUGAAUAAUCAUGUUCAAAGUUCCACAUUCUGUAAAGGUAUUUACAAAUAAAAGGGCGGUUAACCCUUCUGUCUUGUAAAUGAAAUAGUUUGUCAUAAGUGCAGCAACAUUUCACUUUUAACAGUACAUAUUAUUUAUAUAUCUCUCUCUCUUAUA
Molecule: messenger RNA, 2448 nt
Organism: Theobroma cacao (cacao)
Lineage: Eukaryota; Viridiplantae; Streptophyta; Magnoliopsida; Malvales; Malvaceae
Biological process (GO): response to stress
Cellular component (GO): autophagosome; phagophore
Source: RefSeq, a predicted model, not a curated record